CCGAGUUUCAGUAGUUGUUUGAACAAUAAACUAUAUUAUACUUAACUCCUUGUUGUACCAAUUAACCGCUAUUCUGACAAAAUGCAAAUCGUAAGUUCCAAGCAGUAUGUAGUAAUGAGGUGCAUUCGGAGGGAUCGGCUAGACGAGUCCGCUUUUCGGAAUUUUGCGGGAGAAAAAAACAAAAAAAAAUCCAUCUUUCUACGAGAUCUGUCUUCUUUUCACUUCGGAAUUCCGAUUAAACCAGACCGUUAAUCUUUAUCGAUGAUUUUUCGUAACUGGUUGGCGUACUCGCAUCAAAUUAGGUUGCGUUCUUCUUCUGUUUUACUCGAAAUUAUCAAAAAGGUAUUUCGGACUCGUCUUGUUGUCGUUGUUGAGCCCUGCGAUUACGGGCACGUCACUAUGCGCAGUGCCCUUUUCCUUAAAUAAAAUACAAAUGUUCGCGUUCGUUUGCAGAUUUGGAUAUUCACUGUUGCUUGCGCCACCGUCACCCUGGCCGCUUACGUCCCGGAACCGGCGUACGGCCCAGCCCCGUACAAAUUCGAGUAUGCUGUCAACGAUCCGUACACCCACGACAUCAAGAGCCAAUCGGAAUACAGUGACGGUAACGGUUACGUCAAGGGUACCUACAGCCUGGUCGAACCCGACGGUUCCACCCGUGUCGUCGAGUACACCGCUGACGACCACAGCGGUUUCAACGCCGAGGUCAAGAAAAUCGAAGGUGGCUACAAGGCCCCGUACAGCGUCCCGGCCUACAAACCUUACUAGAAUUCGACCAACGGUGGUUUUCCUAUAGCGUUUCAAAACAUCGUCUCAAAACCAUCACUUCCAUAAUCAUCAUUUCGUCGUUCGCGGAUUUUCAUAUAUAUUUUUAUGAAACCGCGAACCAUCAUGUCAUCUAUGUUAUAUAUUUUCUUUUACCAAUAAAUAUGUGUUAUAUUAAUACGAA
Cinara cedri is the source of this 946-nucleotide messenger RNA. NCBI's taxonomy places the organism in Eukaryota, Metazoa, Arthropoda, Insecta, Hemiptera, Aphididae. The record is from the annotation of a GenBank genome assembly.